Penicillium manginii is the source of this 1527-nucleotide messenger RNA. RefSeq lists its product as uncharacterized. Bases 1 to 1527 code for a protein of 508 amino acids. The transcript is spliced from 3 exons. The record is from RefSeq and is a predicted model, not a curated record. Lineage: Eukaryota; Fungi; Ascomycota; Eurotiomycetes; Eurotiales; Aspergillaceae.
AUGAGGCCAGAAUACCUUUUGGUAUGUUUGGGUCUGGGAGUUGGUACCGUCGCUGCUCCUGUACCCACCGAAGCACACACCGAUGGAAACCUUUGUCUCAGAGGUGACGGUGGGGGCGGUUUUAGUGGAGGUUUUGGGGGAGGUUUUGGGAUAGGUUUUGGAAGUGGCUCCGGUAAAGGCUCCGGUGGAGGAGGCUCUUCGGGGGAAGAGGGUGGUGAUAGGGGAGAAGGGGGAGAGAAAGAGAAAGGUCGAGAAGGUGAAGAAGGCAAAGACGGUGGAGGCGGCUCCGGCGGUGGUCAUGGCGGUGGAGGGGCUGGCGUGGGAGGUGCAGGCUUAGGAGGCGCCGGCUCUGGGGGUGCCGGUUCCGGUGGAGCAGGAGCCGGCGGCGGUGCUGGCCUAGGGGGUGCCGGUGGGGCUGGCAUUGGUGGUUCUGGCGGUGGAGGUGCCGGUGCAGGUGGUGCCGGUACAGGAGGAGCUGGCGCCGGUGGAGCUGGCGCUGGCGGAGCAGGCUCUGGAGGUGGCGGUGCAGGAGGUGAACAUGGCCAAGAAAAUGCAAGGUGGUCUCCUCGGGGGGCGCUCUUGGAGGUGGUGGUGCCGGUGGCCAGAACCAAGGAGGCCUUGGAGGAGGUGCCCUUGGAGGCGGCGGGGCUGGAGGACAACAAGGAGGAGGCCUUGGAGGAGGUGCCCUUGGAGGCGGCGGAGCUGGCGGACAACAAGGAGGAGGCCUUGGAGGAGGUGCCCUUGGAGGCGGCGGAGCUGGCGGACAACAAGGAGGAGGCCUUGGAGGAGGUGCCCUUGGAGGCGGCGGAGCUGGCGGACAACAAGGAGGAGGCCUUGGAGGAGGUGCCCUUGGAGGCGGCGGAGCUGGAGGACAACAAGGAGGAGGCCUUGGAGGAGGUGCCCUUGGAGGCGGCGGAGCUGGAGGACAACAAGGAGGAGGCCUUGGAGGAGGUGCCCUUGGAGGCGGCGGAGCUGGAGGACAACAAGGAGGAGGCCUUGGAGGAGGUGCCCUUGGAGGCGGCGGAGCUGGAGGACAAGGAGGACAACAAGGUGGCUUUGGAGGUGGUGCUGAAGGUGGAGGUUCAGGCGGCGGGGGUGGCGGUGGAGAAAAGGGAGAUGGAGGAGGCCAUGGAGGAGGCGAUGGAAAAGGAGAAGGUGAAGGAGGAGGCCAUGGAGGAGGCCAUGGAGGAGGCAGCGGCGGCGGCGGCGGCGGUGGUGGUGGUGGUGGAGGAGGAGGCGAUGGAAAAGGAGAUGGUGAAGGAGGAGGCCAUGGAGGAGGUCAUGGAGGAGUUAGCGGCGGCGGCGGUGGUGGUGGAGGAGGCGAUGGAAAAGGGCAUGGUGAUGGAAAAGGGCAUGAUGAUGAAAAAGGGCAUGGUGAUGGAAAAGGGCAUGGUGAUGGAAAAGGGCAUGGUGAUGGAAACGAUGGUCACUCCGGUGGCAUCGGGUUUGGAUUUGGUGCAGGAGGCGGCGUCAGUUGGGAGCAUCAAAGAUAAGCUGCCUUAUGCAAAGCAAAGGGUAGACCUGUGA